This is a messenger RNA of Phytophthora sojae, 630 nucleotides long. RefSeq lists its product as hypothetical. Lineage: Eukaryota; Oomycota; Peronosporomycetes; Peronosporales; Peronosporaceae. Bases 1 to 630 code for a protein of 209 amino acids. The record is from RefSeq and is a predicted model, not a curated record. The transcript is spliced from 2 exons.
AUGGCGAAUGUCGUAAACGCACGGCGGACGCUUGCAUUGUAUCCCUGUGUACAAGUCGAGCAUGACGCGGCGAGGUCUCGCGCGAUGAUCGUACCCCUGCGUGUCUCUCAAGCCUUCAACUUGGCCGUUCCCCACAGCACCCCACAGCACCGGCAAAGGCAGCAAGCAACUCGAGCGGGCCAGCUCCUCUCCGCCCCCAAUAAUGUAGAACGCCUUGCUGAAGCCAUCGCCUCGAGCAAGCCGCCAGGAUACUUCCAUCGUGGCCGAAAAAGUCCAGCCGACACGAAAGAGCGUCUUGAAGUUGGUCGAGGCGCCGUCUCAUUCCGCGAUUCGAGCUCGUCCGCGCAAGCCACCAAUCAGACCAGCCCGGCAAGCCAGCCACCGGCCAUGUUCGCCAACCACUUCGUGACCAUCGCCCCGCACGCCGCCGUCAUGGUGGUGAGCCCCAAAGACCCCAGCAGCCGGUCCCCGUCAACAACAUCCUCAAAUCCGAGCCAAAACGUCAAGAAACGCCGGGCCAAGAGCGAGCGCGCCUGCACCAACAACGACAAGAAGACACAACAACCCGAGAUUCGCACGCCUCAAGGCAGUCCUGUUGAAGCGAGGCCGAGAGGGUCGAGGUCAAACUAG